AAGAAGGUAGCGAUAGCAGACCCCAAUUGCCGCUAGCGUCGUCGUCAACAGCCGUGCCUAGAGACUACACCGAUGACCGGCCUGCGCUGCUGCUCUUGGCCCUCUGUUCACAGGCUCUGGGCCUAGGUGGUCGCUUCCCGACCCUCCCGUGACAGGGAUAGGACCUCCCUUGCUUAGCCACGUGGGGUCUUUUUUCUGCACGGGCCUCGCGUCUGCUGAAUAGAUACGGAGCAGAGGACAGCAGAGGUGGGCAGAUCAAGACGAAGAAGCAAGCAGGGUACGCAGGCAGGCCGAAAGGCAGGAAGGCAGGACGGAAAGCGAAAGCAGGCAUGGCCGCGGAUGUUGUGGCGCACUACUCGCCGCCCAAGACCGCGAAGCCAUCGCUCCUCGAUAAUGAGCGUCGAGUCAGCGCAGCGACGAUCCGGGCACUUGGCCGCGACGCGCAAGCGCAACAUGAGGCAGGACCGUCCAAGGAAGGCGACGAGAAUGAUGCUAACACUACGACAUUCUUCAAGCCGGUCCAGAUCACGCUCAACGAGCCAGUGGGGAGCAUGUCGAUCUCACCAGCCAAUCGCGACGUGGUGCUGGCUGCUAGGGAGGGCCUCUUCAUCCUCGACCUAGAGAAUCCCUACGAUCAGCCCCGAUUCCUGCCCCACAUGACCGUCUGGCUGCCCGCCGACGUCCAAUGGAACCCGCACCCGUUUCGAUCCAACUGGGUGGCCAGUACCUCUAACCAGAAGCUCCUGGUGUGGAACCUCGACAGGCCGGCGGCUCCUCGAAUCGAGCCCGUGCUCUCGAUGCCUGUGACGUCAGGCACAAGGACCUCCUCAUCCCACGACGGGGCCGCGGCCACCUUUGGAAACUCAGCGACGAGCACCCUGCCCCAUCCCAAUCAUCGGAAUCUCGGUACUGCAAGCUCCAGUGUCUCACGGCUCUCAUCCAUCUCGCACGUCCUCCAUGCCCACACGAGAGCCAUCACCGACAUCAAUUGGAGCCCCUUCCAUCCCGAGGUGCUCGCCAGCUGCAGCAUCGACACAUGGACCUGGUCGUGGGAUCUUCGGGAGCCCUCACGUCCCCGUCAAGGGUACAGCGCAUGGAACGCAGCCAUGACGCAGGUCAAGUGGAAUCGAGCUUCGCCGCAUCGCUUGGCGACAUCGUGCGACAACAAGGUGCUCAUCUGGGACGAUCGAAAGGGGGCUUUGCCCCUCGCCACAAUCGAGGCUCACGAGAGUCGGAUCUACGGAAUCGACUGGUCAAGAGACACGUCGUUGGGCCUCGAUCGCCUCGUUACAUGUAGCCUCGACGGCAGUGUCAAGUAUUGGGACCUGUCGAGCGAUGCUUCGCAAAGAGCAAUUGGCCAGCGAAAGCUGGUAACCGAAUGCGAGACAAUCAUCGAGACAAAGACGCCCGUGUGGCGAGCCAGAAACCUGCCCUUUGGCCAUGGUGUCAUGACUCUUCCUCAGAGGGGUGACACUUCGCUGAGCAUGUGGAACGAGGAGGAGCCAGAGGCGCCCGUCCAUCGUUUCGAAGGCCACAAGGACAUCGUCAAGGAGUAUCUCUUCAGGACCAGGGGAGGCUCAGAUCGAUCGCACGACGAUCGCCAGUUCCAGCUCAUUACCUGGAGUAAAGACCAGACGCUGCGGCUCUGGCCCGUGACGGAGGAGAUGACGAGAUCCGUGGGGCACCGUCCAGGUAACCCCAUUCGAACGUUGCAGACUCGCGCGAAUGCAGCCAACAUCACCUACCGUAUUCCUCCCCUUGUGUCUCCCGAUGCGGCUGGCGACGGUGGUAUGCUUCUGGAUGGCAAUGCUCUGCCGUCCUCGUCUCCGAUUCAGAGCAACAACACUUUGUCGGCCACUUCGAGUAAUGGCGCCACGCCCGCCACAGGCACUUCUUUCCUUCCCCCAGCUGGUCUGACCAGAUCACUCCUCAGUGGCGGCGCCCGAGGAACCCUACCCGGCAGCGGCAGCACAAGAAUGAGCGGUACGCCGCCUUACAGUACUAGCUACAACGCUUCGGGCAGCAGUCCCCUUGAUCUGAGGCUGGCCAGCAGCCUGGGUGCACAGCAGGGAAGCGCCACCUUUGGCGGAUCCCUCGGAGGUCGAAUGCAACAAGGUGGCGCUAGUUAUGGACACAGCGGCAGCAAGGGCUCCGCCGGUGAUUUGUCCUUGGGUACUUCGUCCAUGGCGAUCGCAUCAGCGUCUGGAACUGGGCAAAGAAGCAAGGCGUCUCUCGGCCUUCGCAAGCAGUCGUCAGCCUUUGAGCUGGGAAGCGACGGCCGAUAUUCUCGACAGUCGCGAACCUCAACAUCAAGGCACAAGGGAAUGGGACCGCUGAGCGAGUCAAUUGAGACGAAAGACAGCGGCAAGAGCAAGCGCGAUGCUGAAGAACACAAAAGGAGAAAGGAGAAAAGGAAAAAGGCGGCCGCGGCAGCCGCUGCUGCCGCCGCUGCAUCGUCGGGUUUCAUGACGCGGGGUAGCACUGGCCAUGGGGUUGGGGGUGCAUGGCGAUUGGGCAAGACGGGAGGAACAAAGAUGCCCGGCACAGGAGGCGGAAGGGACGCGGUAGGAUGGAUCGCAGGCGUGAGAAUGGGCGAGCAGGCCGAUGAGCGUCCGGGUCUCACUUCCAUGGCAGGCAGCGUCGCUGGCCUGGAAAGCUCUUCAAACUUGCCCGCGCCAGGCGAGGGGAAUGAUGAGGCGCAAAAAGAUGCUGCCCAGGUCGUAAGCGAGGAAAUCGUGGCCAUCAGCAAGAAUCUUCACGGUGUCUCCUUUGAGAAGAUCGACGUUAGCUCCCGCACCUUUAUCGUCUCAUGUUACGGGCCCUGGGCUGACAAGAACUCGCCUGCUUUUAUGCGCCUCACCCUGACCUAUCCAAGCAGCUACCCAACCAAGCUUCCCAAGUACAAACUCGAGCACAAUGCUUCUGUCUCGCUCAAGACGAGGGCUUUUCUCCUCAAGAACCUUUCAAGGAUUCUGGGUGAAUACGCAGCACUGCGCAGGAGCUCGCAUAGUACGGAGACAAAGGCGGGAACGCCCGUGCUGGGCGAAGCUUGCAUUCGCUUCCUCCUGGGCGAAUCGUCGCGGGAGGCUGGCCCAAUGGCGUACAGUCCAGACAAUGAAACAGAUCUCGAAGACGAGACAGACGACGAAGCUCGGGCUGGUGUCGAGGAGCAAGAGAUGGCAAACAAGGCCGUGGCGACCCCACUUGCCCUUCGCAUUCCGCCGCGUCGAUGCGGAGCGACGUUUGGACCAAAAGGGCUCCUCGUUACCUUUUCACCUUCCAUGUCUCACCACGAGCUCGAAAAGGGUGCAGCGGAGAAAGCAAGCUCCAUCUCUGGUGACAAGCCACCGAGCCUCUCUGGAAGCCGCAAGGCAAUCACUGCUGCGGGUCCGACAAGCACACCGGGAGGGGCACGCCCUAACCACGGCGGUGGAGCAGGGGCGCAAAGUGGAGGAGCAAGAUUUCUGCAAUCUUACAGCGCUCUCUCGGGCGCCAUGGCUAGUCUGGCCCGCUUGGCCCGCGAAGGAAUGGACGUCAAGGAUCUCGACGUCAUGCAACUUAUGGGCGAUCAGAAUUUCCUCGAUCGUCGGAUUCACCGAUCCCAUUCCAAGGGCGACUCGAGUCGGAAACGGGGUUCACGAGGGACAAGCUUGGCUCCUUCUGGUAGUCGUACCGCUCUUGAAGCUGGCAGAUCAGCUUCGCAUGCUGCAGGUCUGCGCGCACGCUCAGCCAGCCCCAUGCCUGCCUCCUCUUCGCGCCCCAGGUCGGCCCUCUCUCGGCUUGGCGGAGCUGCAGUGACCAACUCUCACUCAGACGUCCGAAUCUGGGAGCUUAGGCAUUUCUUGCCUCCCCUUGUGGCCCCCUCACUCGUCCGGAGGAGAUCGAGCUCGCUUCCUUCCAGCUCUCUCCCACCAAGCCCGCAUCGUCCAUCGUCGCCGUCUUCACCUUCCAUGGCUGCUCGAAGGCCAAAGGGAAGCCGAAGCGGUUUGGCGAGUUUGGCUGUCCCUCCUGGGGCCGGAACUGUUCCAGCAGCUCCGUCCAGUAGUGCGGCGGGUAGGGAUCUGGGGCCCUCAUGGAUCGACUACGACUCGCCCAGCGAAGUAGAGGAAGAGGAGGAGAACAGCCUGAAUGACGGGCCUCGUAUUCAAGAAAUUAUCGAAGACGGCGAUGAUCAGAAGGAGCAAGAUGCAGGCGACGAUGUAGCAGACUCCGACUCUUCGUCCGAUGGUGAGGACUCCGAAGACGGAGAAGACGAUGCAGACAGGCUGCUUCGGGCCUCCGAAGACGCACAGAUGAAUCCCGCGCUGGAAUCGACGCUGGAUACAUUGAUCUGGUCCAUGCCAUUCUGUUUCCUUUAUCUGCUCAUGGACAUCAUGAUCCAGCAGCAGUACGCCAUGCACCCCACUCCACUGAGGGAAUUCGGCAGGCUCAUUGGGACGCUUCCUCUUCUCGUCCUCUUCAUCUGGUAUACGUCAGUACGAGAUCGACCUCCCGUCCCGCGACGAUCAAAUUUCUUGAUCAUGAACGACGACGGCGAGAAUCGACAGCGAUGGACAUCCCAGCUCGGCUUCCUAACGCUCAGCCUCGCGGUCGGCAUGGGCUUCGUCUACACGUACACCGAGUCAACUUUUGACAUUGUGACGAGACGCAUCGCGCCCCUAGGCACCCUCUGGGUCUACUGCCUCGUGAAGCUUGACUUGCCUUGGGCCGUGCUCAACCUCGCCCUUGUCUGGGGCUUUGUCAAAGUAUGGGCGUUGCCCUUGUUCGAUUAGCCAUUGCUCACCUACUCGCGCUGCAUUGUUAACCUCUCCAAACGUCCUUCCAAUCAUCAUGUACAACUGUGGUUCACUGAUAACAGGGGGCACAAUGAGACAGUUGACUUGUGAAGGCACGAAGAACAGUACUUGAGGCUACGUCCGGCUAGGACCGUCUUUGCGCCACAAGUCGUGCUCGUCGUCAAGAAUGAGACUCUCUUUAGAUUUCUGCCAUUCAUCUGCGUUAGUGUACACCAUGGCCCAUCUGCGUGGGAACAGCAACAAAGUUCAAUUCAGGAA
Acaromyces ingoldii is the source of this 5054-nucleotide messenger RNA. RefSeq lists its product as hypothetical. NCBI's taxonomy places the organism in Eukaryota, Fungi, Basidiomycota, Exobasidiomycetes, Exobasidiales, Cryptobasidiaceae. The coding region runs from base 330 to 4772 and encodes 1480 amino acids. The transcript is spliced from 3 exons. Gene Ontology annotation, molecular function: protein binding. The record is from RefSeq and is a predicted model, not a curated record.